Lipotes vexillifer (Yangtze River dolphin) is the source of this 1470-nucleotide messenger RNA. It is a transcript of the gene FBXO4, whose product is annotated as F-box protein 4. The record is from RefSeq and is a predicted model, not a curated record. NCBI's taxonomy places the organism in Eukaryota, Metazoa, Chordata, Mammalia, Artiodactyla, Lipotidae. Gene Ontology annotation, biological process: protein polyubiquitination; SCF-dependent proteasomal ubiquitin-dependent protein catabolic process. Gene Ontology annotation, cellular component: SCF ubiquitin ligase complex. Gene Ontology annotation, molecular function: protein binding. Bases 20 to 1183 code for a protein of 387 amino acids. The transcript is spliced from 7 exons.
ACGUGCGGCGUCGGCAGCCAUGGCGGGAAGCGGGCCGCGCAGCGGAAGCGUCUCCCCUCAGCCUCACCACAGCGACUGGGGCCGCCUGGAGGCUGCCAUCCUCACCGGCUGGAGGAACUUCUGGCAGUCGGUGGGCAAGGAGAGGGCGGCUCCGGGGGCCUCCCCGGAGGAGGCGGACGAGGAGGCCAGCUCGCUAACGCGGCUGCCGAUUGAUGUACAGCUAUAUAUUUUGUCAUUUCUUUCACCUCAUGAUCUAUGUCAGUUGGGAAGUACAAGUCAUUAUUGGAAUGAAACUGUACGAGAUGCAGUUCUGUGGAGAUAUUUUCUGUUGCGGGAUCUUCCUUCUUGGUCUUCUGUUGACUGGAAGUCUCUUCCAGAUCUAGAAAUCUUAAAAAAGCCUAUAUCUGAGGUCACUGAUGGUGCAUUUUUUGACUACAUGGCAGUCUAUAAAAUGUGCUGUCCAUAUACAAGAAGACCCUCAAAAUCUAGCCGUCCUAUGUAUGGAGCUGUCACCUCAUUUUUGCACUCAUUGAUCAUUCAGAAUGAACCACGAUUUGCCAUGUUUGGACCAGGUUUGGAAGAACUAAAUACAUCUUUGGUGUUGAGCUUGAUGUCUUCCGAGGAGCUUUGCCCAACAGCUGGUUUGCCUCAGAGGCAGAUUGAUGGUAUUGGAUCAGGAGUCAGUUUUCAGUUGAGCAACCAACAUAAAUUCAACAUCCUAAUAUUAUAUUCAACUACAAGAAAGGAAAGAGAUAGAGCAAGAGAAGAACAUACAAGUGCAGUUAACAAGAUGUUCAGUAUACAGAAUGAAGGGGAUGAUCAACAGGGAAGCCGGUACAGUGUAAUUCCACAAAUUCAGAAGGUGUGUGAAGUUGUUGAUGGGUUCAUCUAUGUUGCAAAUGCUGAAGCUCAUAAAAGACAUGAAUGGCAAGAUGAAUUUUCUCGUAUUAUGGCAAUGACAGAUCCAGCUUUUGGAUCUGCAGGAAGACCAAUGCUGGUUUUAUCUUGUAUUUCUCAAGCUAAUGUAAAAAGAAUGCCCUGUUUUUAUUUGGCCCAUGAGCUGCGUCUGAAUCAUCUAAGCCACCCAUGGAUGGUCCAGGAUACAGAGGCUGAAACUUUAACUGGUUUUUUGAAUGGCAUUCAGUGGAUUCUUGAAGAAGUAGAAUCUAAGCAUGCAAGAUGAUCCUCCUUUUAGACCUUGGGAACUGAAAGCAUUUGGAACUUGUUACUAAGGUUGUGAUGUGGAUAUUUGCUCAAGUCAGCUCGUUCUGCCCUGCCUUUUUGCAGGUAGGGUUUAUAUUGGACAGCUGUAGCUACUCUAUUUUUUAAUAUAAUUUUUACUUUUUACCUUAAUUACAAGAAAAAAGUUUCAGCGCUAGCAUUUGGCCCCCAAAUGAACCUUUUAAUUUUUUAAAAUAACUUAUAUAUACAUAUAUAUAUAUAUAUUUUUAAUAUUAAAUUCUGGAAAAA